UACAGCGUCUUCAUGGCAACAACACACAACACUAAACAUUCACAGCGGGUUACACAGGAGCAGUUACUUGUUACCUAUAGCCAAACUGUUCCUUGUAUUAUUAUUUAUUAUUCCUUUGUUAUUUUCUGUAGUAUUAUAUCUUGUAAAAGUAGCAGCGAUGCCGAAGAAGAAAUUCGCCAAAGUAAAGAGGGCGAAAGCCGGGAAAGGAAAGAAAGAAAGCAAGCAGGAGUCAAAAACAGACAAAGAGUCUGAUAUCGACAAAGCCAAGGCCAACGCUGCGCUUUGGGAGCUGAGGUUACAGGUCAACGACCAGUCGCUCGUGCAGUACCGCGAGGCUUGUCGCAAGUUGGCACGCGCAAACGAGGAGCUCACCAACCAACUGUACCGCGCGGAGAAGGACACAAUCGAUAUAACUGGCUUUCUGAAGAGACAAGAUGCAGCUAAAGAUGAGAAGAUCAAUACGCUGCAGAAAAAACUCAAAAGCCAAGAGGCAGGUGCACAGGAAGAGCACAACAAACUGGUUUAUGAUUACACAGUUCAAAUCAAUGAGAUGAAGGAACUGUUCAGAAAGAAGUCCAGUGACUUUAACAUGAUCCACGAUGGGAUGGAGAAAAUUCAGCAGUUUGAGAAGAGUAAAGCCCAGAUGGAGCAGGAGCUCAGUGAUAUUAGAGAAAAAAUGGAAGUUGCUGACAAGGAGCACAGGGAAAACCUUAACAAAAUACAGUACAAAUUCUUCAAAGAAAAGGAUCGCCUGGAGAGGGAAGCUAAGCAAACGAUAGCACUGGUGGUGGAGAGGGCCCACAAUGAGGCCAUUGUGCAGUUGGACGACGCCUCGCGCUCUGUGUUCAAGGAGAAUGUCCGUCUCAAUGAAGCGCUGAAAUAUCACAUAAAGGAGGCAGAGGAUCUUCACAUAUUGACAAAUUCAAUGGCUAAGGAGAAUGCCUCCCUGGAACUGGACAAGAACACGUUUGAGUUGAUGGUAAAGAAAAACGCAGCUCAUAUGGAGGCCCAAAAUAAGGAGCUCUCUAAACUGAGGGCCAAGGUCGCUUCCCUGGAGCAGACCCUGGAGCGAAAAGCUGGGGAGGCUAAGAGAGAGGAGAAGAAGGAGAAAGAGAAGACCCUGGUCAGCAUCCAGGCCAGCCAGGUAGAGUUGGAGAAGCUGCAGAAAGUGCUUUCUAUGCGGGAGAGCGAAUUGGGGCACAUCAAGCGGCUAGCAAGCACCAUUGUAGAGCAGCGCACAGAGCUGGAGCAGUUCUUCCACGAGGCACUGGCUCAGGUGAAGCAGGAGAUCAUGGCCAGCAGGUUGCAAUACAAAAAGGAGGCACUACAUGCUUAUCGCUGUAGGGUGAGAGAAGCCACAGCCGGAAGACUAAAGUUCCCACCCAUCCGCACCUUUCAUAAAGGCCCCCACAGUACCAACUCUGUCUAUUCAGACAUGGAGGCGGCUGCAAGGUGGACUCAUCAACCAGACAGCAAAGUUGAAAUCUCCGAUCUGACUUGGGAGCACAAGGAACAAGUGCUCAGGCUUCUCUUUGCUAAAAUGAAUAGACAGAGGGAAAGGAAAGCCAGCCAACAUAUGGCUUUGUCUGCCUCCUCUGAGAAGAAGAGCCUUAUUGACAGCGACGCUGCCGGAAUUAGAGAGGAGCUCUCCCCGGCGACCUUCAUAACCCAGGCGCCUGAGCCUGUGUUACUCUUAAACCCAAACUGCCUGCCGGAUAUACACAACACCACAUGACCUCUGCGUGGCUGGCACAUUGCACAUCACACUCUGGAUUGUUUGCCUCUGCUUUGUACGUUCCCCACUGAGUGUCAAUUAUGUGUGUAGUAGAAUGCAAGAUGUUUGUUUGUGCUCAUUAUAAAUAUCCUACCAUGCAUGU
Molecule: messenger RNA, 1877 nt
Organism: Etheostoma cragini (Arkansas darter)
Lineage: Eukaryota; Metazoa; Chordata; Actinopteri; Perciformes; Percidae
Product: basal body-orientation factor 1-like
Exons: 11
Coding region: 158-1735 (525 amino acids)
Source: RefSeq, a predicted model, not a curated record